This is a messenger RNA of Fragaria vesca subsp. vesca, 1960 nucleotides long. Its product is annotated as sugar transport protein 14-like. Gene Ontology annotation, biological process: monosaccharide transmembrane transport. Gene Ontology annotation, cellular component: membrane. Gene Ontology annotation, molecular function: monosaccharide transmembrane transporter activity. NCBI's taxonomy places the organism in Eukaryota, Viridiplantae, Streptophyta, Magnoliopsida, Rosales, Rosaceae. The transcript has 3 exons. Bases 35 to 1663 code for a protein of 542 amino acids. The record is from RefSeq and is a predicted model, not a curated record.
GAGAGAGAGAGAGAGAGAGAGUGAAGAGGAGAGAAUGGCAGGAGGGUUUGGAGGAGCAGGAGUUCUACAUGAGAGGGCUCAACAAUAUGAGUCUAGAAUCACUUGGUAUUUCAUCUUUACUGUCAUUGUUGCAGCCCUGGGAGGCUCUCUCUUUGGCUAUGAUCUUGGUGUUUCAGGUGGAGUGACUUCCAUGGAUGAUUUCUUGAAGGAAUUCUUUCCUAAAAUUUAUAGAAGGAAACAGUUGCACCUCAAUGAGACCGAUUACUGUAAAUAUGAUAACCAGAUACUGACACUCUUCACAUCCUCUUUGUACUUUGCUGGCCUGAUUUCGACAUUUGGAGCUUCCUAUGUUACCAGAAACAAAGGCAGGAAAGCCAGCAUCAUUGUUGGAUCAAUCAGCUUCUUCUUAGGUGCUAUCCUCAAUGCUUUUGCGAAAAACAUAACAAUGUUGAUCUUUGGAAGAAUAUUUCUUGGUAUUGGCAUUGGAUUCGGAAAUCAAGCAGUUCCAUUGUACCUCUCAGAAAUGGCUCCUGCAAAGCAUCGAGGUGCAGUUAACCAACUUUUUCAGCUGACUACCUGCUUGGGGAUUUUGGUAGCCAACUUGAUCAAUUAUUUCACUGAGAAGAUUCAUCCUUGGGGUUGGAGACUGUCGCUUGGUUUAGCUGCAGUGCCGGCAGUUCUUAUGUUUGUUGGGGGUCUCUUUCUUCCUGAGACCCCAAACAGUCUUGUAGAACAAGGCAGAUUAGAAGAAGGAAGAAUGAUACUGGAGAAAGUGAGAGGUACAACAAAAGUUGAUGCAGAGUUUGCUGACCUGCUUGAUGCAAGUAAUGCAGCUCGAGCCGUUAAGCAUCCAUUCAGAAAUCUACUUGCACGAAAAAAUCGUCCCCAGUUGGUGAUUGGGGCGUUGGGAAUCCCGGCAUUCCAACAGCUCACCGGCAUGAACUCUAUCCUCUUCUACGCCCCCGUCAUAUUUCAGAGCUUAGGUUUUGGCUCAGGGGCAUCCCUUUACUCAUCUAUCUUUACCAGUGGAGCGCUUGUUAUUGCAGCACUUAUUUCAAUGCUUUGGGUCGAUAAGUUUGGCCGAAGAGCUUUCUUCUUAGAAGCUGGUACCGAAAUGAUAUGCUGCCUGGUAAACUCUGGUUCUAAUGAAGCUCAUUUUUCUUCCCUAAUUUGUAUUUGCAUACUCACUGGAUUGUUCAAUAUACUGCAGGUUGCUUUGGCCAUCACUCUAGCACUGAAGUUCGGACAAGGAGAAGUCCUUCCGAAAGGAAUUGGAAUCUUCCUUGUGAUUGUCCUCUGCGUAUUUGUUUUGGCCUAUGGACGGUCUUGGGGUCCUUUGGGGUGGCUAGUUCCAAGUGAGCUAUUCCCCUUGGAAACAAGAUCAGCAGGACAGAGUGUUGUUGUGUGUGUCAACCUCUUCUUCACAGCUUUGAUAGCACAGUGCUUCCUCGCGUCCCUAUGCCAUCUUCGAUACGGGAUUUUCCUGUUGUUUGCAGGCUUAAUAGUUAUCAUGAGUUGCUUCAUCUUCUUCCUCCUGCCAGAAACAAAGCAGGUCCCAAUAGAAGAAAUAUAUCUUCUCUUUCAGAAACACUGGUAUUGGAAAAGAAUAGUAGGAGAUGGGGAGCAAGUUGAACCUAGUGGGAAGACAGGAGCAGUAGUUUAGAAUAUGGCACAAACACAUUGUGCGGACCUCUCAUAGUUGGUUUUCGGUUUCAGUUUUAAUUUUUAUAAAUAAUCAAGUAUUAGUUUCAACAAAUGUGGAAAUUGUCAUAUGUGAAUACCAGUGCAUGACUUAUAAUCUGCCUCACCUCCUCUUAAGCCUUAUGAAAAUGAGUAUCCGACUAUUUUUAGUUGUGAAUAUCUUAUUCUUAUGAUCUGAUGAGGUAAUGAUUUUUGUAAAAGAGAACUUUGUCCUUGGCUAUGAACAAGUUGACUUUCCUUAAGAGUUUGUUCACAUAGG